AUGCAUCAAAAGACUGUUCAACAAACGUUAUUGAUGUUAUAUUUUCUCUUGAGUUAUAAUGGGGUGAAAGGACAAAAAAAGCUAUCCAAAUUAGAGGAUGUGGAGUUAGAGAAACAACUGAAAAGUUUGAACAAGCCGGCCGUCAAAACAGUAAAGUUGAAGAUUGAGCAGAUGAAAUCUACUUUAUCUAGAAUCAAGAAAGAUUCAACUUCCUCAUUGGCAACUAAUAGGUCAUCGACAAUAUGGUCUAAAGAUGGAGGAUGUCCUUUUGGAACUAUUCCUGUUAAGAGAAUUACAAGAGAUGAUCUUAUAAGAUUAAGACGUAUUCCCCCGCCAGAAGAUGUCACAUUCGAAGAUGAAUAUGAUGUUGUUGCAAUAGCUGGGCUUCCAUAUAAUCCAAAUAGCAAGUUUGCGGGAGCUGGAAUGGAUACUGUUUUGUACAAUCCUCAAGUUAAUGGACAACAACACAGCGGAUCUCGACUAAAAAUUCAAAAAGGAUCAGAUAUCUUACAAGUUGGUUGGAGAGUGGACCCAACGUUAUACGGGGAUGCUAAAACUAGAUUUUUUAUACAUUUCCAGAUUAUUGCCACCUAUGACACCUAUGACUGUAUACUGCAGAUUAUUUUUCAAUAUGCAAUAUAUCUUGUAAGUUACGAUAUCGCUCGCACAAGAAUCAAAAUCAGAAUCAGAAUCAGAAUCAGAUAG
Messenger RNA from Solanum tuberosum (potato), 705 nucleotides. RefSeq lists its product as uncharacterized. The transcript has 6 exons. NCBI's taxonomy places the organism in Eukaryota, Viridiplantae, Streptophyta, Magnoliopsida, Solanales, Solanaceae. Bases 1 to 705 code for a protein of 234 amino acids. The record is from RefSeq and is a predicted model, not a curated record.